ACACGAAACAACACAGAGACAUUUUUGACUCCUCCUCUUCUUCCCUCCUCAGAAUCGUCCUCUGGCGACCACGAGCUUCGACUCCUCCCCUCUCGCCGCUCCUUUCACCUCCCCCCACGUCUCCUCCCUCAGCACGCUGUGGACGAGUCCCGCCACCUCCAUCUUCCUCAUCAUCAUCAUCUUCACCAUCAUCAUCAUCAUCAUCAUCAUCGCUUUCAGCACCGACUGGCCAAAGUGAUGCCGGCCGCCCUGCUGGAGUCUCACUUUCGUGAGGAGCACGGCGGUCAGCGAGCCCUCAACCUGCUGGCACGGCCGCAUCACGAGGUGCAGCCGGAGCACGCCGCCAUCUCUGCACGGCAUCUGGUUACCGUGCUUGUGUCUCUGCAGAAAAACGUCCUGCAGGGGGAGCAGAGGGAUCACGUGUGGACCCGAGAAGGUUUUUACACCGUCGUCCUCUUCUUCACCAUCUUCGUCAUCGUCAUCACCUGCUUGAUGGUUUUGUUUCGACUGAAGGAGAAGGUUCAGGUUUCUGACACAGAACUGAAAGCUCCGCCCUCUGAUCUCCACCUGACGCUCACAAUUUCCCCAGACUCCGCCCUCAGGUCAAAGGGCACAAAGGUCGUCACAUCAGGAAGCAUGGUCCAAGCUGAGCUCCCUCCAGCUUUCGCCACGCCCAUUCUCCAGCAGCAGCCAAUCACAGCCUGCCCCCGCCUCGCCGCGCCUGUCGUCCCUGUGCCCAGUCCUGCCCCUGCCACUGUCGUCAUCAGCAACGGCCGCGCCCCUCCUGCCAGCGUAGCCCCGGUGACAGCCAAUAACGAGCUGAGGCCCUGCCCCUCCCCCUUCAGGAUGAAACCUGCGGCUGGACUUCAAGAAAGACGUGGGUCUAACGUGUCUCUGGUGUUGGACAUGUCGGCUCUCGGCUCUGUGGAACCCCUCAGUGUCGCUGUCGUAACCCCCAGAGAGUCGGCGGCGAGGGAGUACCUGAUGUCCGCCAGCCGGCCGCUGACGAGGCCGCAGCUCCGAGACCUCAUCAACAACACGGAUAAGCUGCACACAGAGUUCACUGAAAUUCCCAUGAACUUCACGGAUCCUAAGGAGCUGGAUGUUCCAAACCACGGCACCAAGAGCAGAUACAAGACGAUACUACCCAAUCCUCAUUCCAGGGUGAUCCUGAAGACCAAGAGCUGCAACGACCUGCUGAGCUCCUACAUUAACGCCAACUACAUACGUGGUUACCUAGGUGAUGAGAAGGCGUACAUCGCCACUCAGGGUCCCAUGGUGAACACAGUGAACGACUUCUGGCAGAUGGCGUGGCAGGAGGAGUCGCCGGUCAUCGUGAUGAUCACCAAACUGAAGGAGAAGAACGAGAAGUGUGUUCUCUACUGGCCGGAGAGGAGGGGGAUCUACGGGAAGGUGGAGGUGUUGGUGAACAGCGUCAGAGAGUGUGAACACUACACCACUCGCAGCCUCACACUCAAGUGUGGGAAUCAAACUCGCGUGCUGCAGCAUUACUGGUACACAUCGUGGCCCGACCACAAAACCCCUGAUUCAGCAAUGCCGCUGCUGCAGUUGAUGUCCGAUGUAGAGACGGAGCGACGGGCAGCCGCCGCCAUGGGACCAGUUAUCGUCCAUUGCAGCGCUGGGAUCGGCCGGACAGGUUGUUUCAUCGCUACGACGAUCGGCUGUCGACAGCUUCAGCUGGAGGGAGCGGUGGACGUGCUGAGCAUCACCUGCCAGCUCCGAGCCGACAGAGGUGGGAUGAUCCAGACAGGCGAGCAGUACGAGUUCGUCCAUCACGCGCUGAUCCUGUACGAGGCCCGCCUCUCCGCUGAAACGGGCCAAUGAGAUUUCAGCACCACGCAGCAGGUUUUUAUCAGGUAUGAUCUGAGGUUUGGGAUUUCUCUGAGAACGAGGGACUCUGGAAGACGCUUUUGACUUUGAUGGACAACGGAUGUUGUGGGCGGAGCCUAUUCGCGGAGAGACGAAAGGUGUUCAUGUGUUGUCGGUGAGCGGCUCCUCAGAGGAACUCGAGAACCUCGAGAACUUCGUCCACUUCACUUCUCUGACUGAGAUUGUUUCAUUUUUAACUAAUCGACCUCUUUUCUGUCGCGGAGACUCGACGGCACGUUGUGGACUGUGUUCCUGUGUCGUGAAGGAGUUCACGGUUAGUUUUUUUAAAGUGUUGGGAUGUGACAGGCGAUUUGAAAAUGACUGUUAGCUGUUUGCACCUUUUGGUUAAGUUGCUGUUCCACUGUUGAACCAACGCCUCCAGCCUGUCAGUGACUUCAGCCUUAUGUUACCCUGGAAUCUGGACGCAUCGCAUUCCCGACUAUUACAGGACAAAUCUUUUAAACCAGGUGUUUCAUGGGACUUUUUCAGGUAGAAUACCAAAAAGAAAACGUGCCCGAUUCCAAUCCUUCUCAAACUGCGUUGGUAAAACCGAAACACAAAAGUCAGAUGAAGCGAUAAAUUAUUUUAACUUGAGAUGUCUGAACAUCAGAAGUUAACAAGCUGGUGAAAAGAAAUCAAAUGCAUUCAUUAUUUAUAUUUAUAUAUUAAUACUACUAUAUGAUAUGUUAGCAGCUGUGCUAAUAUGUUCAACCAGACUCCGGUCAUUAUAUGAGCCGAUACCUUGAUCAGCCAAUUAACAAACUGAAAUCAGUGAAAAAUAAACUUUUUAAUUUCUGUUUCCAGCGUCACCAAUGGAACUACCUCCAUCCACACAACUUACGCUAAAAGCUAACAAACCAAUGCAAUGCUAAACAAGGUCCUGCUAAGCUAGCUCCUGUAGUAUAACGAUCUGAUGGAGGCUUUGGUAGUUUGACGUUAAUCCAUGUGCUGCUUUGCCAAUAAAUGGAUGCUAACCUGUACGCUUAUGAGAAUAGUAGCAUGUCAUGCGAAUGCAUUAUUUUGCUAAACCACUCAUUUCUAGUAUUCUGCUGCUAAACCUGCUUUAAAAAGAGAGAAGUUUAUUAUUUCUGCACGGUUCAUAAAGGGUUUGACAGCAGCACUGACACGAUCUCCUCCAUCGUUUGAAAAGUUCAAGUUCAAACAUCGAAUACGUUUACAUAAAAUAUGAAGCUCAAAAGUUUCACCAGUCAGAAAACAUUGAAUCCAUGAUUUCAAUGAACAAUGUCGAGUUAUCUUAGUUUAUUUAAGUCAAGUUUUCGGUGAAGGGCCAAAUAAAGUUUGCUGAGUCGUUCCCAGAAGAAUCAUGAAGAAAACUUGCUGCUGGUCUCAGAGUUUACAUUUAGUAAAGACGUGUAGUCGCAUUGACAAAUCCCCUGUUGUGUGAAAUAUUACUUUAAUACCAAAAAUGUGAAGCUAUAGAAAUCACAACGGUGCAAUCAUCUUAUUGAUGUGAAGUUGUAAAUUAUGUAGUGAGUUAUAUCGGUGUAUCAAAGUAAUAAUAACUUUAUUUUUAUACAGUUUUUACAUGUUUCUGAUGUUUUAGCAGCUGUUAGUCAACUCACAGGAACGAUUGUUCAAACCUCAUUAUCUCUAAAUUAUCAACUGAACCGAAGCUGGAAGGAAUUUAAUAACAUUUCCUCUUUGAUUCGGAGCAGAAACACAAACUUAUCCCUGUUUAAGCUUUUUGACAAGAAGCACUAUGUUAGAGUUUAAAUUCAAAUCGUACAUUUUGAAUGACAAACUUUGACUUUGGACUGAAAAACGUCCCAGGGUGGAGUAAACGUUUGAAACAUCCCAUGUGACGAAUCAAAGCACUGAGGUGUUUUAUUUAGAGAUGUGAGGUUUCUACAGAGAUGAACGAACAGACGUCAUCUGCUCUCGGUGUCGUUAGAAUCACUUUGUGCAGUACAUGUUGAAGUGCUAUUAAAACUUAUGUGGCAGUAACUUUACAGACCAAGGACCAAACACGUAGAACUUGCUGCUAAAACCGGGAGCGUCGGGACGGGACGGCUGACGGACAAUAAACGAGGAUCAUUUUGAGGACUCUUGUUUUUUUCUAUGUACUAAUACAUUUUUAUUUGUGUAUUCACUUGUGACACAAUCGAGGGGGUUUGGACGUGUCCGUCCACAUGUUCAGCAUCUGACCAUCAUCAACCCACUUUGGACGUGAGUCACUUCAGAUAGAAUCAGUUCAAACGCUCGAACAUCGGAGACGUGUGACGCUGAAACGUGAUAUUUAGAGCUGACUGAAGUGAAAGUGAGUUGAGCUCAAGUACAAGUACACACAAUGCCUCUGUAGUAUUGAGUGUGUCCAGCAGGUGGUGGUUGAUUUCCUGCUUUUUAUGAUGGUCGACUGUUGAUGGAGAUUAAAGGGACCCGAAACAUUUUCAUUUCAAACAGCUGCUGACACAUUAUCGAAGAACAUGUUCCAUUUAUUCACUUUUCAGUUUUACAACAUUUUGUUUCUCAUUGUUGAGUCCAGUAAUAUUUAUUGUUCAUAAUUUAAUGAAGUCAUUUAAAACAGUUGCUUUUAUCCGGAGAACAUCAGGUCAGAUGGACAAAGUCAAAUGUGCAAUUUAUCCAGUAAACUUAUUAUAAAACUGUUUUGUUUCUAUUUUCAUGUGAUCAGAACCGACAGUAAUUUCCAGAAGCUCGUUAGAGGAGAAAACGUUCGAGACGCUUCAGCAUCGGCUGGUCGAGCUGCAGUUUUUCUCUGUAUUUUCCAGUAUAAAUAAAUCCAGUUGUUUUAAAUGUUUGAAUUAAUGCUCCACACAACACGUCUCUGUUGUUAUAGCGCUAAUGUUUGGUAGCAAGGUAGUUAGCUGGUGCUAGCUAGCUGAUCACAAGUGUAAAAGCUCUUUAUUUCUCUCCUCAUAAUUAUGAUGAAAUACUUUUUUAUUGAGAUUUUAUUACUUCAGUAAGUUUUGCAUCUGCGCUGGAUUUAUUACAACAUAACACAAUACAUAAAGUCAGAAUACUCGAACUUUAUCAAACCACCACAUUCAAAUAAAAAUGUUUGAGUCUCUUUAAACUCCUCCUUCUGGGCAUUACAGCUCCGUCAGAGAAUUCCUGAUGUAUGUGUACGAACAGUACGUGUUUUUUUAUGUAUUACUAAUCAAACUGAAUGUUGUAAUAGUCCGGAACAUAAGCCACUGAGUAGUGCUGUGACCUCUAUCUACAUAUAUACUGUUAACCUGUAAUCUGUACAUAAAGACACUGGAGCUCUGA
Messenger RNA from Paralichthys olivaceus (Japanese flounder), 5139 nucleotides. Lineage: Eukaryota; Metazoa; Chordata; Actinopteri; Pleuronectiformes; Paralichthyidae. The record is from RefSeq and is a predicted model, not a curated record.